AUGGCUAUAAUCUUCAUUAAUAAUCUUGCUAUAAUAGCUAUUAUGUUGUUGGUUCCUUCAAUUUCAGCAGUUGAUUACAUUGUUGGAGAUGAUGCAGGCUGGACUACCAACUUUGAUUACCAAGCUUGGGCUCAGGAUAAGUUGUUUGGUGUGGGUGACAGACUAGUAUUUAAGUAUCCAGCAGGAGUUCAUAAUGUGUUCAAAGUAAAUGGCACGAACUUCAAACAAUGCACAACACCAGUUGGUGCAGUGCCGUUGACGAGUGGAAACGAUGUCGUUACAUUAGCAACUCCAGGAAUAAAAUGGUACUUAUGUGGUGUUGGUCAACAUUGCGCAGUGGGAAACCAAAAGCUUGCCGUUCAUGUGCUUCCGUUGUCUCCGGUGCCUUCUCCAUCUCCAGCGCCUUCACCAUUUCUUACUGAUGUAUCUGAUGAUCAAGACUAG
Humulus lupulus (European hop) is the source of this 444-nucleotide messenger RNA. RefSeq names its product blue copper protein 1b-like. The coding region runs from base 1 to 444 and encodes 147 amino acids. The transcript is spliced from 2 exons. Gene Ontology annotation, cellular component: plasma membrane. Gene Ontology annotation, molecular function: electron transfer activity. NCBI's taxonomy places the organism in Eukaryota, Viridiplantae, Streptophyta, Magnoliopsida, Rosales, Cannabaceae. The record is from RefSeq and is a predicted model, not a curated record.